Molecule: messenger RNA, 1632 nt
Organism: Ipomoea triloba (trilobed morning glory)
Lineage: Eukaryota; Viridiplantae; Streptophyta; Magnoliopsida; Solanales; Convolvulaceae
Product: putative pumilio homolog 8, chloroplastic
Exons: 5
Coding region: 1-1632 (543 amino acids)
Biological process (GO): post-transcriptional regulation of gene expression
Cellular component (GO): cytoplasm
Molecular function (GO): mRNA binding
Source: RefSeq, a predicted model, not a curated record
AUGGAUGGAUGGAAUGGAGAUCGGCUGUUCCCCACCGUGAACAACCGCAAUCUGCUGCCGGAUUUCUCGCCGUCCGACAGCUACGGUUUGUUCCACGUAACUCCUGCUCCGGUGAUCGGAAAACACUUCCAGGUAAACCCUAAUAACCUAACUGCUUCUGCCAAUGCGAACGGGAUCCAUUCCAAUCCGUUUGAUCUCCUGCCGGUUACCGGUAGAUUCCACGGCGGCGGAAACGGCGGCGCCGGCAACAAUCCCUUCGCAAUUUCACCGGUUCCCGGCGGCAUUCAUCCAGCUCAUCAAUUUGGCAUUAAACGUUACCCUAAUUCAAGCCUGGUGAACGACAGUUUCGAGUUUCUCGGAGACGCGGAUUCGAAUUUCCGGACGAUCCGGAGCUUGACGACGGAGCGGAUUCCGGCCGCCGGCGGCGCUUACAAGACGAGAGACGGCGGCGGCGCGCUAUCUCUCCAUGAAUUAGAACACGCGCUUCGUGAAACCAGCAAUUUCAACAUCAAUUUCAGUAGCAGAAACAACGGAUAUCGAUUGGGAUUGGGAAUCAACAACAACAUCAACAAUCUCAACAACCUAAACCUACAAUCCUCCAUUAAUCGGCCCCGACAAUCGCAGCCGCAAGUGAUGAAUUUCUCCACGCUUGAGGACCUGAGAGGCAAGGUUUUGCUGGUGAUCAAGGACCAGCAAAGCUGCAGAUUCUUGCAGCAGAAGCUCGAGGAAGGAAAACCUGAGGAAAUCGAGAUGAUCUUCUCCGAGGUUAAGAAUUGCGUGCGUGAAUUAAUGAUCGAUCAGUCCGGUAAUUAUCUGAUUCAGAAGCUUUUCCAAGUCUGCAACGCUCCCCAAAUGUCUGAAUUACUCGUCUCCACUGUCAGAGAUGAUCGUCAACUCGUCGCCGUCUGUCUUGACAUGCAUGGGACGAGGGCGAUGCAGACAAUGCUGCAGCACCUGACAACAAAGGAGCAAAGAGCUUUGGUUGUCUCAGUUCUAAGGCGCAUCACAGUAACCUUAACAAAAAGCGUCAAUGGACAUCAUGUGAUUCAACACUGUGUCAAGUUCUUCUCCCAUGAAGAGAAGAAGCCAAUUCUGAGUGUGAUAGCAGACAACUGUCUGGACAUUGCGACGGACAAGAGUGGGUGUUGUGUUCUGCAACACUGCGUUGAAAACGCGGAUGGGCAAUCGCGAGAGCGUCUCGUGGCUGAAAUCACUGCAAAUUCCAUAGUCCUAUCUGAGCAUCCUUAUGGGAAUUACGUUGUGCAGAACAUAGUGGGACUGAAGAUAGCGCACGUGACGUCGGAGAUCUUGAAACAGCUGCAAGGGAGCUUUGUUUCGCUGUCGAUGAACAAGUAUGGGAGUAAUGUGGUGGAGAAGUGUUUGAAGGAGUCGGAGAAUGAGCAGGCAAUGCAGGUGGUGGAGGAGAUCAUAUCCAGCCCUAAUUUCUUGAUGCUUCUUCAGGAUCAAUAUGGGAACUAUGUUGCCCAAUCUGCACUCGCAAUAUGCAAGGGAUCUACCCGGCAUGCAAUGGUUAAUCUUAUAAACAUGCAUUAUAACUACUUGCACAGCCAUCCCUAUGGGAAGAGGGUUCUGGCAAAGACCAGAGGAAACAAGCAGCAGCUGCAUGCAUGA